AUUGCAGACAAAUUUUACCCUAAAAAUUUGUUUUUCCCCCCAAACCAGACAAAACAGAUUCACAAGCUAUGGUGUGAUUUGUCAAUGGCGAUUCAAGCUCAACUAGUUAAACAAUUACCCCAAAUUCUCAAUCCCAAACCCUUAUCCCUCUUCUUCUUCUCCUCUUCAUGCUCCCAAAAUCACCAAAGCGUGGUGGUAACAACCGCAGUUUCCAUCCUCACCAAUCAACGUUCCAAGUCCCGUUGGGGCUAUCUCCGAUCAGCGUGCUCCGACGGCAUCAACCCCGAUGAGUUUUCCGAAAUCGCCCUCCACCUCAAGAACAAACCCCACCUCGCUCUGAGCUUCUUCCAAUGGACCAAAUCGGAAUCCCUCUGCCGCCACAACCUCGCCUCUUACUCCACCAUCAUCCACCUCCUCGCACGUGGCCGCCUGAAAUCACACGCCUCCGACGCCAUCCGCACCGCCCUCCGCGCUCCCGACGACGACGAACACCGUUGUUCCGAUUCCCCUCCUUUGAAACUCUUUGAGACGCUUGUCAAAACCUACCGAGAGUGUGACUCUGCUCCGUUCGUGUUCGAUUUGUUGAUCGAAGCAUGUUUGGAAUCGAAGAAGAGUGUUUCGCCUUCGAUUGAAAUUGUGAGAAUGUUACUCUCACGCGGGAUUAGCCCCAAAGUUAGCACGUUGAAUUCUCUGAUUUCUAGGGUUUGUAAAAGUCGAGGGGUGGAUGCAGGGUACGCGAUUUACCGGGAGUUUUUCCGGUUAGACGAGGAAAAAAUGGAGAUUUUGAAAAGGGGUUCUGGUUUUAGAGUGAUCCCUAAUGUGCAUACUUAUAAUGCAUUGAUGCUGUGCUGUUAUCAGGAUGGUUUAGUGGAGAAGGUAGAGGAAAUUUGGCAUGAAAUGGGUGAAAUGGAGUGUGAUCGCAAUGCUUAUAGCUAUAGUGUGUUGAUGGCUGCUCUUUGUGAACAUGGGAGGAUGGAGGAUGCUGAGAAGUUGUGGGAAGAAAUGAGAGAGGAGAAAAUUGAGCCGGAUGUAGUUAGUUAUAAUACCAUGAUUGGUGGGUUUUGUAAGGUUGGAGAGGUUGGAAGAGGUGAAGAAUUUUUCAGAGAAAUGGGAUUGUCUGGUAUUGAAGGUACAGCUUCAACUUAUGAGCAUCUUGUCAGGGGGUAUUGUAAUGUUAGGGAUGUUGAUUCGGCUGUUCUUGUUUAUAAGGAUAUGUCUAGGAGGGAUUUCAGGCCUGAUGCUUCAACGCUUGACAUGUUGAUUGUGUUACUUUGUGAUAAGGGAAAGGUUCAGGAAGCUCUGGAGUUUUUAAAGCAUGGUGUUGGUAAAUUUGAUUUACAUCCCUUGGAAAAGAGUUAUGAGGCCUUGAUAAAGGGGUUAUGUUUUGAGGGGAGGAUGGAAGAAGCAUUGAAGCUUCAGGCAGAUAUGGUGGGAAAAGGGUUUCGACCUCAUUCUGAAAUAUAUGGCGCUUUUAUUGAUGGGUAUAUUAGACAAGGGAACGAAGAAAUGGCUGGAGCUUUGAGGAAAGAAAUGCUGCAAUCUCAGAUACAGAGCUAACAGAAUAUCUCCUGUUUGCCACUUAGGGUGAACAUAAUUAGUUUUUCAUAUAGGUUCUUGCUGGGUGAAAAAAUGAACUGUAUACUGAUCUGUUGUUUAUGUCUUCUGAAUCUAUUCACAAUAACGGAUUGAAGACAAGUCUGGUGAGCUUUUCUUGAAAUUCUGACAAUGAUAAUCAACGGUAUUCCUGGUUGACGGAUGCGGCAUUUUUUUUUACCAGAGCUGAGUACAAAUCAACCAAUGCUAAUGUGACACUCCAAGGCAAAGUCAUAGUAGCAUAGAGGAUGACAAAGCAAUUCUUGCACCGUAAUCGAUACUCCUAUACUUCGGAAGAUGAAUUUAACUCAAUGGGGGAGAAUCGAAAGGGGGAGAGGAGGUGAUAGAAAUUACCAGAAAGCUGUGUAUCUGUAGAAUUCAACUCCCACAGACAUGAAAACAAGUGUUAAAGAUGAGAAUGUGGUCCGGGCUAUGAUAGUGGGAGAGAAUUUGUGACCAACUUGGUUCGAAGUGCAAUGGCUGGUGGUAAAAGCCCAAGAUGUAAGGCACUAUUAGUGUCUUAAGAAUGCCAACAUCUCAGAUAUGCUAUCUUUCCCUGACAGAUUUUGAUAGAAUAAUAUUUUAAAGAGAGUUCUUAGUAAUACCCAUCAGCCAAUCUUGAUGCCAUUAGGCUGUAUCGUUUUGAUUCAUGUUUUAUGUUUCUAUCUAUCAAAUGUUAUGUCAUUAUUCUCAUCCUUUGUACUAUAUGAAUCAUGUAGUAUUAAUACACCAAGUGUAAAAGCAGUAACCUUUGUUGAGAGA
Molecule: messenger RNA, 2355 nt
Organism: Lotus japonicus
Lineage: Eukaryota; Viridiplantae; Streptophyta; Magnoliopsida; Fabales; Fabaceae
Product: pentatricopeptide repeat-containing protein At2g15980
Exons: 2
Coding region: 85-1557 (490 amino acids)
Molecular function (GO): protein binding
Source: RefSeq, a predicted model, not a curated record